GAAUUUCGUUAAUGUUAUUGUGUCCGAUGAUGGACUCACCGUCACAGACACUGACGGCGAUGCAUCCAGAUGGCCGGAUACCACGCGGAUCCCAAAUCCUUCCGGUGAAACGAUUUAUUAUCAUCCGAUCGAAAGCAAAAUUGAGUUAUAUUUAACAAAACUCGGAGAAUCGUUGGCUAAUGCGUUGCGAGGAUCCGGUGCGGAAGUAACAAAGCCGAUGUUGACCUCUCUUCCGAAAGGAUACCAAUUGUUCGAGCGAGUCAGGGAAAAUGAAUCUAAUGUCGCAAUUAGGAAGGAUACAUAUCUAUUCGGCAGUGAU
This is a messenger RNA of Acaulospora morrowiae, 319 nucleotides long. Lineage: Eukaryota; Fungi; Glomeromycota; Glomeromycetes; Diversisporales; Acaulosporaceae. The record is from the annotation of a GenBank genome assembly.